Molecule: messenger RNA, 682 nt
Organism: Bombus terrestris (buff-tailed bumblebee)
Lineage: Eukaryota; Metazoa; Arthropoda; Insecta; Hymenoptera; Apidae
Product: centrosomal protein 20
Exons: 4
Coding region: 211-543 (110 amino acids)
Biological process (GO): microtubule anchoring
Cellular component (GO): microtubule organizing center
Molecular function (GO): protein binding
Source: RefSeq, a predicted model, not a curated record
AUUGAAGUAAAACAUGUUAUCUUAAAAUAUAGUAUUUCUUUUUAUAUAGAGCGUGCUCUUGGAAACAAUUUUAAAUUGCACAUCAAACACAAUAUCAUUAACGAACAAAAAUUUAAAUCGUUAAUAUCUGCCUCACCUGCUAUAUAUAGAUCUGUAUAUGAGCUUUUUGAAAUUCUUGUUGCUUUGUUUAUAGGUAAAUAUAAUAAUAAAAUGGCAACGGAGAAGGAUUUGAUUAAUGCAGUCAGAGAAUCACUUAAAGCUGAUGGGGAACUUGGUCGUAUAAAAGCUGAAAUGCGUACAGAAGUCAUAAAGUUGUUAGAUAAUUCAAAUAAAGGAAAUAAAACAAAGCUUCCAAAGCCACCUUUAGACAUUGUAUUUUUGAAUGAACUUAUUCGAGAAUAUUUAGAUUGGAUGGGAUAUAAGUACAGCUCUACUGUAUUUAUUUCAGAAUGCGACUUGUCAAAGCAACCUCUUGAUAGAUUUUUGCUUUUGCAAAGUUUGGGGCUGAAAGAAAGAGGUGCAACAUCGUCAAAUCUUUUGUGAGGCACAUCUCGUAAAGGACUACCAAAACGUUGAUUGGAUGGUCCAGGAUACCUGCUGACAAAAAAUUCACAAAAAAUGUUCAUAUUUUUUUUCAAUUACCUCAAAAAGUUAUUUAUAAGUCAUACAUUUGAUUUAAAAA